UGUCCCUCCAAUGUUUGACUUCUUCCUUCUAUAAUCUCAUUCUUGAGCUGUCUUCGAUUGAAAAUAAUCAAAGAAUCCACGUAAUGCAAGAGAGUGGUACGAUUUUAUUGAAAGAAAAUGUCACUUUUCCCCCUCCAAAAUCCUAUAAAAAGCAAUCUCUUUUAAUCUGCAUCAACAUCAUAACCCCAAAUCCCAAUAAUUCCACUGCUAUAUUCCAUCCAAAAUGACCAUCAAUCUCCUCCUUCCCUCUAUUUUAUUCUUAGCUCUUAUUCAAACCUCAAUUGCUAGAUCAGGCAUCGCAAUUUACUGGGGCCAAAACGGCAAUGAAGCUACCUUAAACGACACAUGCGCCUCAGGCAACUACGCCUAUGUCAACUUAUCCUUCCUUAACAAAUUCGGUAAUGGCCAAACCCCUGAAAUCAAUCUCGCUGGCCACUGUAACCCCGCCGUCAAUGGCUGCACUAUCCUCGGCCCACAAAUCAAAUUCUGUCAAAAAUUAGGCGUCAAAGUUAUGCUAUCCAUGGGCGGUGGCGUUGGAAACUACUCAUUAGCUUCUAAAAAAGACGCUAAGGACGUUGCACGUUAUUUAUAUAACAAUUUUUUAGGCGGACGUUCGUCGUUUAGGCCUUUAGGAAAUGCGAGACUUGACGGAAUUGAUUUCGAUAUUGAACUAGGAUCUUCUCUUUACUAUGAAGAUUUAGCGCAAUACUUAAAAAGAUAUAGCAAACUUGGAAGAAAAAUGUACCUUACAGCAGCUCCACAAUGUCCAUUUCCAGAUAGAUUGCUUGGCACGGCACUAAAUACAGGGCUAUUUGACAAUGUCUGGAUUCAAUUCUACAAUAAUCCGUCAUGUCAGUACACUACUAAUAAUGUGGAUGAUUUGAAAAAUUCUUGGACGCGGUGGACGACAUCGGUGAAUGCUAGGAGGAUAUUUUUAGGGCUUCCGGCAGCACCGCAGGCUGCCGGAAGUGGUUUUAUUCCGGCGGAGGUGUUGACCGGGGGAAUUCUUCCGGUGAUUAAGAAAUCAAGGAAAUAUGGUGGUGUUAUGUUGUGGUCAAAAUUUUGGGAUGAACAAACUGGAUAUAGUGCCUCCAUUGUGAAAAGUGUGUGAAGACAUUGUUUGUGGGAAAUUUGGAUUAUAUUGAAGAUGAAAGGUUAUGGGUUAAGCAUUUGUUGAUGGAAAUUAUUUUGGACUUUUCUAUUCUUGCUAAUUUAUUAUAUUCAUGUGCUGCACUACUUCCCCCUUAUCAAAAUAUAUGGCGUGUUUAAUUUAUGAGAUUCAAUUUAACUAAUUUUUUAAA
Capsicum annuum is the source of this 1301-nucleotide messenger RNA. RefSeq names its product hevamine-A. Bases 224 to 1111 code for a protein of 295 amino acids. The record is from RefSeq and is a predicted model, not a curated record. Gene Ontology annotation, cellular component: extracellular region. Gene Ontology annotation, biological process: carbohydrate metabolic process. The transcript has a single exon. Gene Ontology annotation, molecular function: chitinase activity. NCBI's taxonomy places the organism in Eukaryota, Viridiplantae, Streptophyta, Magnoliopsida, Solanales, Solanaceae.